AAGUCUGUAAGGAGCGACAGAGCUGCAGCAAUGUCGUCAGACCCCGACGAGGCCAUCGUGAUUCUGAACUGCAUAAACCCUCACCAUUCGGAAGCGGAGACCACACUCCAAGAGAUUCUGAUUUCCACUGCAGAGGUGUCGGCCUGGGAUCUCCCCACAAUCCUCGCUUGCCCGAUCGUCAAAAUUCAAUCAGAUCGUAGCAGGCUCAUAGAACAAUCUUCUUAUUUCCGUGGCCUCCUCAGCGGCAGCUUUAGUGAAUCAUGCUUGGACUGUAUCUCAAUUCAGUGGGAGCUGGAAACAUUCAUAAAUGUUUUGAAGUUUAUGUAUGACUGUCAGAUGGAUGUCACAACUGAUAAUUUCCUUCUGCUUUUUGAGGGUGCACUAUUUUUUGGAGUGGAGAAGCUUCUCUCUAAAUGCAAGGCUUGGUUCCGUGAAAUAACUUCAACCAAGGGGCUUUGCUCACUGCAAAUACAGUUGGAUGAUUUGAUUCAUAUUUGGAAAUUUGGUUUAGAGCAUGCAAAUGAUUUUAUUCCAGAACUAUGUACGGGUUAUCUCGCACGAAAUUUUAUGCUGGCAAUUUCCUCAAAUUCUUUUGGCAAUGUUCCAUACAAAUUGUUAUUUUCGUGUAUGAAGCACCCUCAUUUGACGGUUGACAGUGAGAAGCAUCUUUGUGAGGCAAUUCUAGUUUGGAUAGCCGCUAACAGACAAUGUUUGGAAGAUGAUUGCACUAACAUUCUAAAACAGAUCCAUAUUGGUCUUUUGCCCCUGUAUUUUUCUGCUGGGAAAAGAAGGUGCCGCUAUUUUUCUAAGUUUGCUGAUGAAAGCAUUGAUACAAUUCUUAGUCUAACAAAACACCCUUCUGUUAGUUCCCUAAAUGACUUUGGAGAUGGGGUUCUGCGUCUCAGAAUUCGAUUGACAGAAUACAGUAAGAAGCUAGACCUUUCUGGUUGUCCGCAGAUAAUACCAGGGAUCCUGCUCCUAUCUGUGCUUCCAUUUUCUUAUACUACUGAUCCCUUGUUGAGGAAGAGGACACAACUGUCUCACAUGAACUUUGAACGUCUUGAUAGGGGUCAGAAUCCAGUCUCAAAGAGUUCAUUCCCAAUUUUGUCUUUUGCAACAGUACAAGAAAUGGAUAUUUCCAACUGUCCAAGGUUACAUCUUGAAGCUGCCAUUGAGUGCUUCUGCAAGUCAUUUCCUUCAUUGCAGAUACUGAAAGCUGCUUACUUUUUGAACUUCAAGAUAACUUCUUUGCAUCAGUUAUUGCAAAAAUUUCCUAUGCUUGUUGAAGUUGAUUUGACUGUUGAUAUAAGUCCAGUUAUUCCAGCUCAAGUAUCGGUUCUAUCAUCGAGUGGAUCAAGAAUGCCAAAAGUAUCAGAAAAUUUUCUAAGCAAUGAGGAUUAUCCUUUAGAAUUUAGAUCAUUUUCAUUGUCAGGACCCUCGUCAUCAAACAUUACAAAACUCACGCUGGAAGGCCGAAGUGAUAUCAGUGAUUCAGAUCUCCAGAAUAUCUCAGAACUCUGUGUUUCUUUACACUACCUGAACCUCAAAGGGUGUAUUUCAGUAACAGAUGUUGGCAUAUCAAUUCUUAUAAAGAGUUGUAUAAAGCUACACUCUAUUGUCGUUUGUGAUACUUCUUUUGGGAGGAAUUCAGUUCUGGCUCUUUGCUCUGAUAUUCCUAAUUUUCCUGCCGAACAUUUUGAAAGGAAGCAUGCUAGUUGGUCGGCCUUUAAACUUCAAACACUGCAUAUGGGUGGUUGCAAGGGAGUUGAUGAGACAUCUUUGCAGAAGCUUUUGUCGCAGACAAGCAUGCUGAAGAGUAUUUGCCUGAUGGGGACUCACCUUGUUGAUGGUGCUCUUUUAAGUUUCUUGGGUUCUUCCUUGGAGAUGCUUGAUGUUUCUGAUACAAUGGUUUCUGGUGCUGCGUUAUAUCAUGUUGUCAGACAGAAUCCUGCUCUGAAACACUUGAAAGCAAGGGGCUGUAAAAACUUGUGUGAACAAAAAAGUGAAGGGUCUUGCUACCCACAUUCCUUUAAAGAAAUGUAUUUGGAGUUAGGCAAGACAUGCAAAUUGGAAGAAAUUGCACUUGGAUGGGGAUUUUCUUAUCUCUCUCUUGAAGCUCUCAAGCCCGCUAUUGAAUCCCUGAGGGCAAUAACUGUUGGUCUAGGUGGAUCAUUAGGCCACGAUGCUCUGAUACUCCUCCCUUCAAUAUGUCCUUUGCUAGAAUCAGUGAUUCUUUAUUUUCAGGUAAUAUCUGAUAGAAUUGUGAAGAACUUGAUGGAAUCUUUAAGGCACUUAAAAGUUCUCUCUCUCUGUUACUGCAUUGGUGAUAUAUCUUCAUUAAGCUUGAUAUUCUGUAUGCCAAAUUUGAGGAAAUUGAAGCUGGAGAGGGUAACCCCAUGGAUGACCAAUGACGAUUUGGUUCUUCUGAGCAAGAGCUGUGCAAAUCUAACGGAACUAUCCUUGUUAGGAUGCACUCUUCUCAAUUCAGAUUCUCAAUGCAUCAUUUCACAUGGAUGGCCAGGCUUGAUUUCCAUCAGUCUAGAGAACUGUGGACAAAUAACAGCAAAUGGUGUUGCUUCUCUUCUUGACUGCAAAGCUCUUGAAGACCUCUUGCUGCGCCACAAUGGCCCUGGGAUUCAUAGAAACUUUAUUCUUGAUGCUGCUUUGAAGAUGCCAAUGCUUCGGAAGAUAUCUUUAGAUUUGUGCGAUGCAAGUGAAGGUGACUUUGAGCUUCCUAAUUUUGCUGACAGAUACUUCUUAAGUACCAUAAAAAUAGCAAGAUGCAAGCAGAAGUGCAGUGUAGACCCCUUAAAUUUGGAGCCCCGUAGAAGGCCAGUACACAAGGAGACAUUAGUACUGGUGUGGAACAGCAAAAAUCUCAUUAGAACAGUGGUGAAGGAAAGAGUCUAGCAUUUGAUGGGGCUAUGGUGAAGUGAAUGUUGCAUUACUCAUCAGAUUACAUGGGCUGAAAGUGAAGUAAAUCUUGCAUUAUUUAUCAGAUGUUGCAAGCUAAAUGGGCCACAAAUUUGCUUCCCGUGAUUGCAUGAACAAUAGAAGCCAAACCUAUUUCUCGAACAUGACAUCGGAUCUGUUAAUGAUCUGCAAGCCCUUAACUAUUCCAUCAGACAAUCUAUCUCUAUUACAGUCUGUCACUCCAUAAUAGACUUAAUUCCUGGUGAAAUACUGUUGCACAUGGUGUAGGAACCCAGUGUGCCACCAAUUUGAAGUGAACUCUAUUUGAAGAGUUGCAGAUAUGCGGUUGUACAUUGUAUUUGAUAUUACUGUUUUUCCAAACACAUUGCAGAGAUUUUGGCAUCUGCAUAAUGUAAUGUUGUUGCAGCACAAUGUAAAGCAAGUUUUAACACAGUGAAAUUGUACAUUGGCAUUGAGCUUGUA
Messenger RNA from Malania oleifera, 3396 nucleotides. RefSeq names its product BTB/POZ domain-containing protein FBL11. Gene Ontology annotation, cellular component: SCF ubiquitin ligase complex. Gene Ontology annotation, biological process: SCF-dependent proteasomal ubiquitin-dependent protein catabolic process. The record is from RefSeq and is a predicted model, not a curated record. The transcript has 19 exons. NCBI's taxonomy places the organism in Eukaryota, Viridiplantae, Streptophyta, Magnoliopsida, Santalales, Ximeniaceae. Gene Ontology annotation, molecular function: protein binding. Bases 31 to 2910 code for a protein of 959 amino acids.